GCAACAUUUUCAUUCUAUGAAUGGUUUUGGCCAUGGACCUGCAGUGAGCUUUUAUUAUUUCUUCAUACUGUUUUUGGGGGUUUGGUUUGGUUUUUGGAAAUAAGAAGAUUUUAACUAUCAGUCACCAGCUAUGGCAAAAGUUUGGCUGAUUCUUUUUCUCUUUUUUGCGUUGGUUAUCUCAGUCCUGCUACAGAACCCAAUCAAUACAAACGAUCUAGUUGUCUUUACUAACUGCAGAAUUUCAGGUGUGUUCUUGGUAUCGUUAGGAAAAGAUCACAAACUCAAUGCAACCUAUGCUAAGUUUGCAUGUCAGUCCUUAGGAGUUACUUUGGCGACAAAAGAUCACGUCAAGAAGGCUUCCAAACAUGGCUUUGAAACAUGCCGGUAUGGCUGGACUGUUGAAAAUGUGGUUGUAGUCUCUCGAAUAAAACCUCUUCCCCAAUGUGGUAAAAAUAAGACUGGAGUAUUAGAUUGGCAUGUGUCAUUAGCACAACCAUUUGAUGCCUACUGCUUCAAUUCAACAGAUACAAUGACAAACUCUUGUGCACCCAUAAUGCACACCACAGCACCUUCCCCUACGAUAACAACAGAAUUAAGAGAAGAGAAAACAUCACUAACUUUGAAGUCUCCAUUGGCUACCUCUACAAAACUGAUGGUGAACAGAAGUGCUAUUCCUGUAACACAGUCUCCGCAAUCACAGACCACUAAUGCACAGUCUUCAUCAUCACUGACCACUAAUGCACAUCCUUCGUCACCACAAGCAACUAAUGCACAGUCUUGGUCAUCACUGACCACUAGUACAUCUGACCACUUUGAACCAAUGGACCCCAAUGGAAAUGCAGACACAUCUGUACAGAGUACAGUAACUCAGUUUGGAGCUUUAUCGACUGCAUUACUUGUUCUUGCUAUCGUAUUCUUCUUAACAGCUUUGACUGCCGGGGUCUGCUAUUUCAAACAGUAUAAGAAAACACAUCCAAUAGCGCAAAAGGAAAGCAUUGAAACCAAACUCUUGAAACUUAACCUAGUUGAGGAGAAUGAACAAGAACAAGAACAGACAGAACACCAGGAGCAUGCUGAAAAUCUCAAAGACAGCAAUAGUGCCAAAGACAUAACCUUGACAGUUCCUCGUGAAACAAACGCACAGGAUUGAAGGAGAUGUUACACAUCGUCAGAUACAGUUUUUACAUGUUAUCGUGUUUUAUUUUAAUGUAUUUUUUAUACUUCAUUUCUAAGUUUGCAUUUGAAAUGUUAAUAUUUUGUCAACAUUAGAUUUGUGUGUAACUCUCAAUUAUUACUUUCAUGAUAAUCUCACAGCUGUUUAUUCAAUACAUUUAACCUCACAGCUUUACAUUUUCAGUAGCUCAAAUGGAAAAGUACAUGAAAUGUAUCAAGGUUUUGACAAAUGCAGUUUUUGCAUAAAACACAUUUUUUUGUUUACCUUUCAUUUAAUUUUUUUUUUUGUAUAUGAAUACAAUUUUAAUGGAGAAUGGUGGUGAAGUGUUUUUCUUUUGUUUGUUUGUUUUUUAACCAAGUCAGCCAACUGAAAAAAUGCUUAAACGUUGUGGUUGUAAACGGCAGGAAACGAUAGCAGAGGUCAUAACCGUCUAUUGCAGUUAGCAGCAUGUUUUCAAAGAGUGAUAAAACUUGUAUUUAAAGCUCUUCCUAACAGAAAAAGUACAUAAAAACAGGAAGCCUUCACACUCAGGAACUGUUUCAUAAAUUACCCUUUUCCUUAAAAGGGUCAUUUUACAUAUUAAGAGCAUUUUUGUUUUUAUAUACCCUCUCUUUACUCAGUUUUUAAUCAUAACACUGUAUACAGUAUACCAAUGUAUAAAUGGAUUAUAGCAUAUUGUAUAGUUUGUGCUGCCAUGUUCUUAUUUUAAAACCUUACAGCACAAGUAUUUGCUCUGUAUAUAUACUUGUUAUUGUGAAAUAUACUCAAUAAAACAGUUUAUUAUUAUUAAAGAAGUUU
Molecule: messenger RNA, 1972 nt
Organism: Acipenser ruthenus (sterlet)
Lineage: Eukaryota; Metazoa; Chordata; Actinopteri; Acipenseriformes; Acipenseridae
Product: lymphatic vessel endothelial hyaluronic acid receptor 1-like
Exons: 6
Coding region: 131-1150 (339 amino acids)
Biological process (GO): cell adhesion
Cellular component (GO): plasma membrane
Molecular function (GO): hyaluronic acid binding; transmembrane signaling receptor activity
Source: RefSeq, a predicted model, not a curated record